This is a messenger RNA of Lasiosphaeria miniovina, 615 nucleotides long. RefSeq names its product 30 kDa heat shock protein. The transcript has a single exon. NCBI's taxonomy places the organism in Eukaryota, Fungi, Ascomycota, Sordariomycetes, Sordariales, Lasiosphaeriaceae. Gene Ontology annotation, biological process: response to heat; response to salt stress; protein folding. The record is from RefSeq and is a predicted model, not a curated record. The coding region runs from base 1 to 615 and encodes 204 amino acids.
AUGUCUCUCUGGUACCCGCACUCUUAUACGCACUCGGCGGCCCCGGGCUUCUCAUCCCUGUUCCGCAUGCUCGACGAGUUCGACAAGUACGCGCAGCAGCAGGUCGGGGCGUCAAUCGGCGGCAAGAGCGGUUCUACUGGCAACGGCGGCGCUCUACAGGCCUUCUCACCCAAGUUCGACGUCACCGAGCACGACAAGGAAUAUCAACUGCAGGGAGAGCUGCCCGGCGUGCCGCCCGAGAAUGUCGUCGUCGAGUUCACCGACAGCCAAACACUUGUGGUCCGUGGCCACGCCGAGCACAAGCACACCGAGGGCGACCCGUCGCUUGGCCAGAUCGAGGACGGCGCCGAGAACAAGAAGAUUGAGGGCGGUGGAAAGAAGUCGCAAGUCAAGGGGAACGGCAAGGUCAAAGAGAGCGGCGACACUGGAGGGGAGAAGCCGACUCCCAAGUACUGGCUCAGCGAGCGGUCCUAUGGCGAUUUUUCGCGCGUCUUCUCGUUCCCUGUCGCCGUCGACCAAGACAAGGUCCAGGCCAAGUUCGAGCACGGCAUCCUAGAUGUCAAGGUCCCCAAGGCCGAGUCCAACAAGGGAACGCGCAGGAUCCCCCUGCAGUAA